Messenger RNA from Vitrella brassicaformis, 2896 nucleotides. The record is from the annotation of a GenBank genome assembly. Lineage: Eukaryota; Vitrellaceae.
GGAGAGUUGCCGGAUUUUCGGCAUUCGGGCGUUCUUCUCUGGCGCGAUGCAGGACGGCGACGGUCCCGGUCCGCCAGAAGCCCGUCCUGCGGUGCCGAAGCGUCCUCGCGACGAGGAGGAGAGCCGCUCGGACAAACAGAGCACCUCUGCCAGCGGUAGCGAGGGCGAUGACCUGUGUAAGGCCAUGCUCACCGAUGAGGGCGACUCGCUCAUCGAGGACUAUCUCAUCCCGCGACUCAAGAAGGUCAAGCUGAGACCGUCCAUAGGACAGCUUAGGUGAGAUGAGCGGGAGCAUCCAGACGCGACGCGCAUGUUGGCUGGCAUGCCGGUGGGCUGUUGUGUUGUGUGGUUGUUUCAGGUUGCAGCGCGAAGUGUCGAAUUUGGAUGCGUUGCAGCCGCACAUCUGCUCGUGCCUGCAUUCCGACAAUUGCCGUGCCAAGUUCAUCGUAACUCCACACACCGGUCAGUCAGUCAGUGAGGCAGGCAGCAGCAGCAGCAGCAGGAGGAGGAGCAGGAUGGAGACCAGCACGUUUAAGCCAUCUAUAUCAUCUUGGUCGGUCCUCUUGCUUCCGUUUCCUUCUCACUCCCUCCCUCAGGUCCGUUGUCGGGCCAGGGGGUGGAGGUAGACUGUUGGUUCCCCACCCACUACCCCCACCAGCCACCACACAUCUCCCUCAACCUCAGCGAAUGCAAACACCUCGACUCAAACAUACUCCAACAGGUAGGGACCUACCUGCACAGACAUUCGCAUGUCAGGCAGGUCGGACUCUUCACACCUGCCUGGUGUUGUUGUGCAGGUGUUGGAUCACGUGACUCAGGCGUACAUCCGCGACUGCGCCUCCCGCCCCCUCCCCUCCCCCCUCCCUAUCGAGCCACUCAUCUCCUUCUCAACUACUACCACCAGCGGAGGCGCUAGCCCCAUGGAAGAGGACAACAUCACCGCCAACAACGCCACUUCCAGACCACCAUCCGCUGCUGCAGGACCUGCUGCGGCUGCCGCUGCUGCAGCGGCGAGUGUGUCAGCGGUACCAAUCUUCCCCUGGUUGGAGAAACGGCCAGAGGCACUGCCGUCCAGCGCAAUUGCACCUGGUGUGCCGGCGGCGGCGGCAGCAGCAGCAGCAGCAUCAGCCUCUGCUAGUGUCGGUAGCGGUAGCGGCCCGUCGGCUUGGGGCAAUGCGCCGAAGCCAGCACUGCUGUCGCUGCUGGAGGCAGGGAGUCGGCCGGGUGGCGACAGGCCAGCCCUGCCGCGGCCGCCCGAUCUGUGUCUGCGUGAGACGGCGAGUAGCGUCGACGGUCCUGUGAGGGCGGGGAUGGUGUCGCGGGCGCUUUCGGCUGAGCCUGGCAAGCACAAGCAGCUGCCGCUGAGGUGUCUGCGUAUUGAGCUGUGGCGGCCCGUGUUUGGUGUCAAGUUUGUGCUGGACCAAGUCAAGAAUGUGCUGGAGGUGAGAGCAGAGCAGAGCACACCAAGGCCUUGAAGGCCUCUGGACGCCCCGCCCGUGUAUACCUGCCUGCCGUGUGUUUGCGUGGGUGUGGUAUGGUAUCAGGGCAAGCCAGAGGAGAUCCCGAUCGGCAGUCUGCGGCCGCUGACUCCUCCGGCAUCGCUCGAGGUAGACAUGGACAUAGCCACCGAUAUGCUCGGCAGUGACGCCCCCCUGCCCUCUGCCCCGCCCCCGCCCCUCCCCGGCAUGGAGGAGGGAUUCCACGAUGGAGCCACAGGCAGCACCACAGGUGGUGCGCACAUGAGCUUCCCGCCCGCGGCCGCUGCUGCUGCGGCAGCUGCUUCGUCCUCGGUCGGCAAGCGUGGCAAUGGAUCACCCUUUUUCUCUCAUGCCGCUGCCGAGAGCUCCAAUGCUGCUGCUGCUGCUGCCGGUGGCGGUGGUGGGAUGGGCGAUAGCGUCGAUGGGACCACCCGGCCGCGUCAGGUGCCGCGGCCCCCUCCCUUGCACGGCCUGGACCAGCCCUCAUCCCCCGACCUGUUCCGCGGCGAUGUGUCGCCCGACAGCGUGGCCAUCCCGGUGCCUACCUUUCCCACCUCAUCCUCGCUGCCGAACAUCGGCUCCCACCGGCCACCCUCCCCCCCUCCGCCACCCAUGGGCAAGAACCGACACAUGCGCUUCCCAGCAUCAUUCGAGCCUAGCCCCGAACCGUCGCCCGAUUCGCAUCGGCAGCAGCGGCCACACUUCCAGUCCUUCUUGACUGCGUCGCUGGCGCUGGCGGCUGAGGGUGCGGGUGACGAUGCUGGUGGCGGGGGCGCUGACCAUGGUGACAUGAGUCGUUCGCUGACGGUGCCGGAGAUGGAUAGCGGGGACACUCUGAUGGACGUCGACUGACUGACUGACUGACUCAACAGCCGGCGGAGUCGGGCGUGUGUAGAGGGGCAUAGCGGGUGUGCGUGGGGCAUGGUUGUAGCUAUGCCCGUGCCGUGUGUGUGGAAGCACUGUUUGUGUGUGAGCGCGUGUGGGAGUGGGGACGCGGCCAACAGGGGCGGGAGAUGAGAUUGUGUGCAGACAGGACAGGUUGAAGACAGGAAAGGCCGGUGGUCUCUGUGUGACAGAGGGAGAAGAGAGGGUGGAGGGAGCUGUAGGUCAGAUCUUCUAUGAUGCACGACGCAGGUUACCCGGCUGAUGGUUGAUCGAUGAGGCGGCGCAAUUAGCUUACUCGUGUGUGUGAGUCGCGGAGUACGUGCUCUUUUCGUGGCGUGCCUCCACUCUACGGCGCUUUCCUCCAGCUGCAUCGCUGCCCUGAUAACCAAACGCACGGAUAUCACGGACAGUUAUGCAGUGGACGGAAAUCGAGGUAGACUGGAGGCGCACAACGGAAGAGCACGGCUCGCCUUGCCAGACACAUGGACAUGCAAAGACGGACCACUACUCGAUGCAGGUCAAUGCAUGCGCUU